AUGGAAAAAGUUAAAAUCAUUCAGAAAAGGCUGAAAGCUACUCAGAGUCGCCAGAAAUCUUAUGCGGACAUUCGUCGAAGAAAAUUGGAAUUCCAAGUAGAUGAUUGGGUGUUCUUGAGGGUAUCUCCUAUGAAGGGAGUCAUGCAAUUUGGGAAGAAAGGGAAGUUGAGUCCUAGAUAUGUCGGGCUGUAUCGGAAAGUGGUUGGAGACCCAUCCACCAUCGUGCCAAUCAAGGCUAUCGAGGUCAAUGGAGAGUUAUCAUAUGAAGAAAUUCCGGUCGCUAUUCUUGAUAGGCAAGUCCCCAAACUGAGAAACAAGGAAGUUGCUUUAGUUAAAGUGCUAUGGCAAAGUCAACAAGUCGAGGAAGCCACGUGUGAAGCGGAAAGUGAAAAGGAAGAAAAAUAUCCCCAUCUGUUUGAACAAGUCUAG
Nicotiana tabacum (common tobacco) is the source of this 429-nucleotide messenger RNA. The record is from RefSeq and is a predicted model, not a curated record. NCBI's taxonomy places the organism in Eukaryota, Viridiplantae, Streptophyta, Magnoliopsida, Solanales, Solanaceae.